Menidia menidia (Atlantic silverside) is the source of this 1422-nucleotide messenger RNA. The record is from the annotation of a GenBank genome assembly. NCBI's taxonomy places the organism in Eukaryota, Metazoa, Chordata, Actinopteri, Atheriniformes, Atherinopsidae.
UUGACCGUUUGGCGGAAGCCAGCUGAUUUGGUCUUCCUACACAUCGCACAGGUACAGUUCUGCUGCUGGAAUCGCAGAAUGAGCGCUGGACGGACGUCUGAGGGUGCGGGGUGCAUCGCUUGGUGGGGAUUCAGUCCUGCACGCGACCUGCUCAGUAUGGGCCCUGUGAAACAGGAAGGACACGUCAAUGUUUUACUGAUUGGCAGUGGAGAUCCGAGACAUAUUUUGAAGACCAUUGCUGGUUUGCAAGACAAACAAAGUCUUCAUGUAUGGGUGAUAGAGAGCAGCAUGGAGGUGGUGGCGAGGCAGCUCUUGAUGGUUUACCUGGCUCUUAUGCCACACGAAAUAAUUGGAAUUAAUGAGAAGACCGAGGUUUUUCUGGAGGUGUUCGGGAACAGUGAAAUCCGCAGCCAGACAGAAGAGAUGCUCCACCGGACCGCGACUCAGCUCGCUCUGUCUGUCACUGACACACUGGGUGCUGCCACUCACACCUGCCUGGACACAACGUCUCUCAAGUUCAAGGAGCGGGAUCAGCUUGCUGAGAUAUUCAAGAUGUGGAUCCAGUCAUCUUCACCUGAGCAUCCUUUAUUGAUGUCCAAAGCUUGGGAUUAUCGAGUCAGGCAGCAUCUUGGUACACGCUACGACGCCAAAAAGGGCUGCUUUGACUGGGACCUUACAAUGAAGCUGCAUGAGAAAGGAUGUGGUGUCAUUAACAAACAUCAAUAUGCGCGAUGGAGAGAGCAAGGACUGGCAUUUGAAAUGAGGGAAGGCAUCUAUCAAAAGACAAAUCCAACUUUACUCUCUUCCAGAGUGUUUAAUCAGAGAAGGGACAAAGUGGCCAUCAGGGGCUACUGGGGAGACAUCGUUUCAAGUCCUUAUCUGUCCUUUGGCAUUGAAAGUGAUGACAAGGACCUGCUGAAAACAAAGAAUGGGCAACACAUCAAAACAGCACAGGAUAUUUCCAUCGCAAACCUGCAGGGAUUGUUCACAUCGCUGUCCAGCAGACGGAGCUGUAACACAGCUUGUAUGUCAGACACAAAGGCAGAAGAGGCAUCCACAAGAGCUGACCAGAGCUCCAUCUCCAUCACUGAGUUGAUGCACCUGAAUGAGGUUUCUAUUACGUUUCUGCCAAUGGACUCGCUUCAAAAACUGCCAGAGAAACAGAAAUACUCCCACUUCUUCAACACAAUAUACAUCUCUGCCAGCUGCGUGCACCAGUUGGGCCCCACGACGAGACAGAUUGCAGCACCAGACGCUGUGCUUGUCCUGGAGUUGGCCAAGUACAUUUUGGAUCUGAACAAAGAGCAAGAGGCAGGCUUUGUGGAGAAAGUGGAGAGCAUGGCUCUGGAAGCUGGAUUUGAACCAUGCAACAAAGGAAGCAGUGACGACAUCCAUUCAGUUUUCAUACAUCCUAAGAAGUGA